Messenger RNA from Paecilomyces variotii, 2339 nucleotides. Its product is annotated as zinc knuckle domain protein. The coding region runs from base 375 to 2330 and encodes 651 amino acids. NCBI's taxonomy places the organism in Eukaryota, Fungi, Ascomycota, Eurotiomycetes, Eurotiales, Thermoascaceae. The transcript has 2 exons. Gene Ontology annotation, molecular function: zinc ion binding; nucleic acid binding. The record is from RefSeq and is a predicted model, not a curated record.
UGGUAUUAUUAUUGAGCCGUGAGGGAGGCCGCACGUGCCGCCAUCCGCGUUAUCGACCAGCUUCAGACACGGAGCCAACAAUAAUGCGACGGUCGAGACUCACUUCUCUGCUUCGCUAGCUGGUUCUUGAUUAGCCACCUGAGUCUAGCUCAGAUAUCUUGUCCAUCGCCUGUUUCUAAAUCCUGCCGGCCGUCUGUCAUCCACGCUAGAGGCGCAUCGUCUCUGGCCCAGUCCGCUCCCCGUAAAUUUGUUCUUCUUGCUUUCCCAGAACGGCAUAAUAAUAUUCAAUCCACAACCCCCUCUACCAUAUUGGACUACGACGCUUCUCCUCUGCACCGUCCGAUAUACGGACGGGCCCUGAUCUAUUCUACGGCAUGCCGGCUUCCCCUGGCGAUGAUAAUGACUCGCGCACUGCCUCCGUCGGCCUGCAGCGCACCCGCACCAGUGGUUCCAGUGGCGCGUCACGAGCCAGUUCCCACGACAGCAACAUAGCAAAAGGUCGUCCAAGAAAAAGACGCCAGGCGGAUCGCUCAGACGUCCGCGAUUUCGUUCCCCAGGGUGCCAAGUUCAGCGCAAUCCCCUUGGAUGCUAAACCUGACAGCACGUCAAGUUCAGGCUCUGAUACUUCCUCGAACGACGAGUCUGGCAGUGAGGGUGCAGAGGAACAAAGCGGCCAGCCACCUCUGCGAGGUUCAGCUCCUGCAAUUAAUUGGAAUCAAGGUAGCAGAAGCGCGAUCAGGACGAAAUUAGGGAGCAGGAUAUCCAAACCCGACAGCAACGUCGCCACUUCCGGUUUCGAUGAGGUGAAUAAGAAAUUCUGGGGCACUCGCAGUGCUUCUGUCUCGACAGCAGAGGAAGAGGGAGAGGACGUCACGUCAUCACAGAAUAAGGAUAGCAAGGCAGAUCCUGCAGAGGGACAACCAAAGGAUACCAGCACCGCUCCAUCUGGCCAAGGCCCCUACUUUGUCCAUUCUGACGAUUCAGAAUCCGGGGAGAUUUCAGAAGGAGACGAUUCCAUUAUGGUCAAUGUCGGUACCCGUCCUGAGAAUACCAUGGAGGCCCAAAGACAGGACGGUGGUGUUUCCUCGAAAGAGAAUCCAUUCCCGACCGCUACUCACAAAGGGGGCGUCAACGGUACAGUGAACGGGCACGGUCAAUAUUCUUCUGCCACGACAAAUGGAAGCAGCGCAAAUGAGGCAUCAAAACUGCACUCAAAGGAGGACAGUUUCCGUUCCUUCUCCAGUAGAUACCCGACACCCCCCUCUACCCUUGCUGACCUUGCCCAUGAAGAUCUCCAAACCCAGGUUAAGUAUGUGUUCUAUGGUCGUGAUGAGAAUGAUCUCGAUCUUACGCUACCAGUUACAUGCACUGAAUGUUUUCAAGAAGGCCACCUGGCGGAGGUGUGUCCUUCCAAAGAGUGCCAACACUGCGGAGCUUGGAAUCAACAUGAGAGUAACUUUUGUCCUUCCUGGAGAAGAUGCCAGAAAUGUCGUGAGCGAGGACAUGAUCAUGCAGCGUGUUCCUCGGCCCUGAAAGGCACAGCAGCAGAAGUUCCAUGCGACUUUUGCGGUUCACAAGAUCACCUGGAACUCGAUUGUGACUACAUGUGGAAAUUCCCCAAACGGCAUCCGUCCCCUGGCCCCGUACUUGUGUCUUUGUCGUGCUGCUAUUGCACGAGCAAUCGUCACCUAGUUGGAGAUUGCCCUUCCCUUCCGCGACCCAUGCGAUCUUCCUCAUGGACAUUGAAGGGCUAUGAUCCUUCCAUGAUUACAAACAUCAACGCAGUGGUCCCAAGUCAGAAAGGCGGAGCCGCUCUGAACGGCCGCCAAGGCGGAAUGAGGAUCAGAGGGCGUGCCGAUGCACGCUCGCCUACCCCAGAUAGCGAUGACAUGCUAUCAAGACCGGCCCUCAGAAACCCAGUAGGCCGGAACCAAGGCCGUCCCAAUAUCCGUUUUGGAAGCGGAAUUGGUAAGGACAAAAACCUAGCUGGGCCCCAAGAUACUCGUAGAUCUGGAUAUGACUCGAGAGACACUUACCGCGAUCGAGAUGAAUACCCUGGCUACAAUACGCGCCAGCGCUCUCUGUCUCCUAACCCUGAACCUUACCGUGGCAGAGAGUCGCGGGUGAAAGACAGCUGGCAACCGCCUCUACCUCGAUCUCCCCCUCCCCGUGGCCCGCCCAGACAGCCUCCGCCUCGACGCGGAAGAGGCUCUGACAGGGGAGGCCGCGGUGGUGGCCGUGGAGGUGGCAACAGACGUGGGCAAAACGGGGACGCCUAUCGUCCUAUGCCAAGUGCAGCUAAGAAAGCCUGGAACAAGCAUAGACUAUGAUAAUGACGA